Purpureocillium lilacinum is the source of this 1533-nucleotide messenger RNA. RefSeq lists its product as uncharacterized. NCBI's taxonomy places the organism in Eukaryota, Fungi, Ascomycota, Sordariomycetes, Hypocreales, Ophiocordycipitaceae. Gene Ontology annotation, biological process: base-excision repair. The record is from RefSeq and is a predicted model, not a curated record. Gene Ontology annotation, cellular component: nucleus. Gene Ontology annotation, molecular function: catalytic activity; DNA binding.
AUGGCGGGCUCUCUCGGCGAGAGCGCCCUGUCCGUCUUUGACGUCUGGGAAGACGCUCGGGACUUUCUGGCAGCCGUCUUUGAUUCGAAAACCAUUCCCGAGAACGAGCGACAAAGGCUCCUCGGAUUGAGCCUCAUCACGGGAGCUCAGAACUGGCAUUCGUCCAUUGAAUGUGCGGGCUCGAUUCGACGCAAACAUCCGCAUGAUCCGACAAGCCUCGAGGGCAGCGACAUCCUCACAUACUUGGCAUUCAUCGUGCCUGAAGCACCACAGUGUGGUCCUCCAUCCUCGCAGCCGUGGCAAGAGACCGACCGCCUCAUCGCUCACGCCAAGUCGCUGGAAACGCAGCCAUACAUCGGAACUCCGCCGCCUUUGUCAUCUCGUACUUCGUCUGCCGAAAAAAGCCAAAUUCGUCGUUCAAAAAAGCAGCCCUCGAAAUCACGGCACACAUCUCACUACUGGCACGAAAACGACACGCCACAGCUGUGCCCCGGGCCACAACACGCUCACGGGGCAAUCUAUCCAGAGAGGCUCGUUGCCGAAUGGAGGAGACGACACAGUGUCGGCCAAUCACCAGACGCCCGGCUGGCCCAGCUCAACAGUCUUGAUAGCAGCCAAAGGUUGGGCGGUUGGGACACCAGUGACUUUGUCAAUGGCACGUCAGCCGGCUACUGGUCUACGCAGGUCAUCACGGGACCGCAUGGCCAGUUCGUGUCUCCGUACUUCUCGGCACAAGCUCAAGGACCGCCGAAGCGUGCCUUGGCAGGCAAGGUGUCGUGUGUCCCCUUUCCGCCUCUGACAGCGCCGGCUUUCGGCAUCGUUCAGGAACGAGUCGCCCAUGAGCCUUUCUGGCUCCUGAUUGCUGUCACGUUCCUGAUCAAGACAAGCGGGCAGUUGGCGAUACCAACGUUCAACAAGGUCAAGGAGCGGUUCCCCACGCCUCUUCAACUCGCCAAUCCGGCCAACGCUGAAGAGCUCGCUGGCAUGAUUCGUCAUUUAGGCCUCUCGGCUGUGCGAGUUGGGUACAUCCAAAAGUACGCAAGGGCAUUUCUCGACAACCCACCGCGGCCGGGUGUACGAUAUAAAGUUAGAAACUACGAUAGGCGAGACGUCGGGCGACCGUCCGUGGGCACCGAGAAGCCUCCGCAGUGGCAGAGCACAGACCGCCCUCGGCCCUCUGCGAGCGAUGACGAUGCGGACGCGUGGGAGAUUGGACACAUGACCCAGGGCAAGUAUGCCAUUGACAGCUGGCGAAUCUUCUGCCGCGACGCGAUGCUGGGUCGAGCAGAGGAUUGGAACGGCGGCGGCCGCGAGCCCGAGUUCCAGCCUGAGUGGAUGAGGGUCAUGCCGCAGGACAAGGAGCUCCGCGCCUUUCUGAGAUGGAUGUGGAUGCGCGAGGGCUGGGAGUGGGAUCCCGCAACGGGCGAUCGCAUUGUCCUGAGUGAAGAGCUGAGGAGCGCCGUGGACGAGGGCAGGGUCGAAUAUGACGAGACGGGAGGGCUGCGCAUCCUCGACGAGCCUCGUGGCUUCUGA